Molecule: messenger RNA, 1263 nt
Organism: Melampsora larici-populina 98AG31
Lineage: Eukaryota; Fungi; Basidiomycota; Pucciniomycetes; Pucciniales; Melampsoraceae
Exons: 3
Coding region: 309-974 (221 amino acids)
Source: RefSeq, a predicted model, not a curated record
AAACAUCAAUAAAUCAAGUCGAUCAACUUGAAUGAUUGCUGCUUGAAUCUUAAAUUUCAUUCAACUUCUUUCGAUAAAAAAAGAAGGAAAUCAAACUCACAACACACUCAGUCUCAACAGAGUUAUAACAGCCAUCAAUCCUCCUGAUUUGAGUCUUACUUCCAAGCCAACUGAUUGAAAAGCCCUUUAACUCCAUUUCGGAAUUUCUGACACGUUUAUCAUAUUUGAACAAUCCAAUUUCUUCACACCCUUCAAAACAAAACCUCCGAGUUUCUUCAAUUCGUUAAAAACAUUCUCAAUCUUCUAUCAUGGACGUAGAAUGGUGCAUCAUGUGCGAUAACAAAAUUUAUCCAAACGAUCAUUCUGAAACUUAUUCAGCAUAUUGUUCAACUCAUUGUUUCUUAACUGCUCAUUUAGAAGCAUCAGAAUCACAAAACCAAUCAAGAUCUCAAACCCAAUCCACAUCUCAAUCACAACCACAAUCACAAUCAUCAUCAAGUAAACCAGAAUCGAAAAAACAAUCCAACCAAUAUCCAAGUAGUAUCAACCAUUAUACCAUCAAACCAAACUAUCCAAUCAAUUCUACAGGAUCAUCAUCAUCAUCAUCAUCAUCAUCAUCAUCAUCAUCAAAUUUAAAUCGAAAUGGAAAUCUAAGAAUCGAUUCGAUUUAUCCAAUUCAUUCAUCUAAUUCGAUCGGAUUAGAAGAAUCAUUAUCAAACCAAUUCUUAUGUAAACCUAAUCCACAUCAACCUCAACAUCAAAACUCUUCACAAUACAUUUUAUCUUCAGUUUAUUCUUCUAUUUCGACCACUAAUGAUGAAGAUUUAUUAGAUCAUCAUCAGUUUGGUAAUGAUGAUGAGAUUAGAGGUAGAACUAGAGGUAGAGGUAGAUCUGCGGAUAGGAAAGGAUUGGGAAAUCGCUAUCUACUUGAUCAAAAGAUUUGGUUGGGUGAACCGAACUUUUUGAAAUCGUAAUCUAGCAUAGACUUUGACUGGAUUGAUUUCUUUUUUUUAUGAUUUGUUGACCAUGAAAAAAAAAUCAUUUCUCAUUUUUUUUUAUCCUUGGUUUUUUCUUCUUUUUUUUCUAAAAAAAACUUUUUUUCUAUCUUUUUGAUUUUGAUUUUGAUUUUGUUGAUGUUUGAAGAAGAACAUGAAAGAAAACUCUUUACAACGGGUUUGAUUUUUUUCUUUUUGAUUUUUCAUGUUGUACAACAAAAAACAAAAAACCAAAAAGACAUAAGGAAACAAGAACCAGAACCCCCCC